Messenger RNA from Symbiodinium sp. CCMP2456, 248 nucleotides. The record is from the annotation of a GenBank genome assembly. Lineage: Eukaryota; Dinophyceae; Suessiales; Symbiodiniaceae.
GCUGGUCUGCCAUGGUGAACCAGGUAAACGACUACAUCAAGUCAUUGAACUGGGGGACCAAGACGGACCUGCGCUCCAAGAAUAUCAAGUACUACAACUCCUUUGCAACCUUCAAAGAUGCGCACACCAUCUCCUUGGACAACGGCAAGGGGAAGAAGGAGGAGGUAUCUGCCAAGUACAUCCUCAUAGCAUGUGGCGGCCGGCCAGCUUACGGCGAUGUCCCGGGCGUCAAGGACCCGACAUGCUAG